GGGUCAAUUAACCCCCAAACCCUAAUGGAGUUCCGACCCUAAAAUAUAUAUUUCCGUCCUUACCUUAAAAAAUAUAUAUAUAUAUAUAUAUAUGUAUAUAUACACAUAUUUCUUUGUCUAAAAAAACUCAACCUAUUGUUUUAGAACAACCUUAAACAAGAAGAUGUCGAGCUUCAGCUUCCUCGACCUCCAAUACAAUCUCUCCAAACGUAAGUUCUUGAGAAAACCUUCUAGAAUGUUCGAGAAGCAAAACUCAGGCACGGGCGCGGGCGCGGGCACGGGCUACAUGCCGACCGUCGAGGAGCUAAAGAAAGUGUUCGACAAAUUCGACGCGAACAGCGACGGGAAAAUCUCCCCCGACGAGUACAAGGCGAUACUCAAGGCAAUCGGGAAUCGAGCGUUCUUGACGAAGGAGGUGCAAAAGAUAUUCGAGGUCGCCGACUUGGACCGCGACGGGUUCAUCGACUUCGACGAGUUCGUCGACGUGCAACGGAGGGGCGGGUGGGUCAAGACGGCGGACCUAAUGCGCGUGUUCCAGAUGUUCGACAAGGACAACGACGGAAAAAUUACGGUGGACGAGGUGUACGAGAUGUUGCAAAAGCUCGGGGAGCGUUGUAGCUUGCAAGAUUGCCGGAGGAUGGUGAGGGCAGUGGACGCCAACGGGGACGGCGUCGUUGACGCCGACGAGUUCUUGGCUAUGAUGACUCGGACAAUGGCGAUGUACUAGGAUGAAUGUAUGUAUGUAUAUGUAUUCAUGUGUGUUGUGGUUGUGAACAUGUAAGGAAUGUGGAUGAAAGCUUUAGAUUGAUGUAUUAUUUGAUUGGAGUUGAAGUUAAGUUGU
Andrographis paniculata is the source of this 841-nucleotide messenger RNA. RefSeq names its product calmodulin-like protein 30. NCBI's taxonomy places the organism in Eukaryota, Viridiplantae, Streptophyta, Magnoliopsida, Lamiales, Acanthaceae. The transcript has a single exon. The record is from RefSeq and is a predicted model, not a curated record. Gene Ontology annotation, molecular function: calcium ion binding. The coding region runs from base 164 to 727 and encodes 187 amino acids.